GCGUUCGUGCGCUCGUGGGAGUCACAACGUUCUCGCGAACAAACAUGACUUCGUCGUCGUCAUCGUCGUCGUCGUCGACUUCAUGAUCUUUAGCGAUCUCGCCCUGGUUGUGGUCGUUGUCUUGGUCGGCAUCCUCAACCUCGCUCUCGUCCGUGAUCAUGACGGGCGUCGUGUACCGCAUGGCCACUUGUCUUUCCCUGCGCUGGCCGAGUUGUUGUUUCGGGCAGGGUGUAUCGGCGGUCGUUUGUCUGCGGGACGUUCCUGAUGGUGGCGUCCAAAACACUUCCUCCUCCUCCUCGUCCCCCUCCUCUGAUGGGGUCGCCGCGCGCAGCCUCUUGUGCAGCGGUCUGUUCAGGUAAAAGUCCGGCGGGGCCCGGUUCUUUGGUGUCUUUUUGGUCGCCAAGCUCUUGGCCAUCAGUCGGGGUGCCUGCGGUUCUGGAGUUGUCGCCGUGGUGGUUGUUUCCGCCACCAUCAUCUCCGCGCAGCCCUUCUGCGGCGAGGUAUGUUUGUUGUUGCGGAGAUGCAUCCUUUCCGCACUCGUUGUUCUUCCGGCUCUCGGGACCGAAAUGCCAGAGUUCCGGAUCUGGCAAAGUCGCGACCGCCGUUGCCCCGGUGAGUGAAAGUGGCCGCUGUUGCCCCGGUGCCUGGGAUGUGCUCUUUGCGCUCCGCAGCGCCGAGAGAGUAAAGACUGGAGUCCUGUGCUAUGCCUUAAUGCUGGUGUGUGAGUGUGCGCCGAGCGAUAUGUGAAUGUAUUCUGUUGUAAAUCUGGAGAUCGUCGCGAAUCUUCUUUUGUCUUUACACAUUGGCCGUCUCUCUGGUCUCGUGUUUUCUUCUCGCUGUUCUCCAUCUCCAAAAGUUCUAGCGAGCGUAAUAGCAGGCUUUAUAUGGUACUGUAAUUAAGCUAAGGGCCAAGCUUUUCCCCCAAGAGUCGGUUUCUUGGCUGCCUCAUCUCCUUGCUGUCCGCGCGCGCGCGUGCCUGCACGGAUGUGUUCCCGAGGUAUCUAAGGUGAGGUAUCUAGGUAUGGCCAUGCCUGGCAGGUAUUCACAAAGGGGGGAGGACGGUGAUGAUGAUGAUGAUGAUGAUGAUGAGUGAUGCCUUGCUUUUCAGGAAGAUCCUGGGCCAUCGAGUGAGUGAGGG
This is a messenger RNA of Microdochium trichocladiopsis, 1138 nucleotides long. RefSeq lists its product as uncharacterized. The transcript has a single exon. NCBI's taxonomy places the organism in Eukaryota, Fungi, Ascomycota, Sordariomycetes, Xylariales, Microdochiaceae. The record is from RefSeq and is a predicted model, not a curated record. The coding region runs from base 265 to 747 and encodes 160 amino acids.